Chanos chanos (milkfish) is the source of this 2445-nucleotide messenger RNA. RefSeq names its product protocadherin alpha-2-like. The transcript has a single exon. Gene Ontology annotation, biological process: homophilic cell-cell adhesion. The coding region runs from base 1 to 2445 and encodes 814 amino acids. The record is from RefSeq and is a predicted model, not a curated record. Gene Ontology annotation, cellular component: plasma membrane. Gene Ontology annotation, molecular function: calcium ion binding. Lineage: Eukaryota; Metazoa; Chordata; Actinopteri; Gonorynchiformes; Chanidae.
AUGGCUUCAUUUGCAAAAGAGUGGAAUUCCCUGUGGAUACAUUUCCUCUUGUUUCUUCGCCUUUGCAACAGCGCGUGUGGACAGAUAGUGUACUCUGUAGUGGAGGAGACAAAUCCAGGGACUAUCGUAGGAAAUCUGGCGAAGGAUUUCAACCUCCUUGUUCAGGGUCUCGAGGUCCGUGGAUUUCAAAUUGUACCUGGACCUAAUAAGAGGUAUUUCGACUUAAAUGCUAAAACUGGCAUUCUUCACGUCAGGGAAAGAAUAGACAGAGAUGAGCUUUGUGAACAAAGCGUGAAGUGCUCUUUACCGUUAGAGGCCGUUGUGAAUUCUCCAUUAAAUAUAUACAGAUUCGAAGUCAAUGUACAAGAUAUAAACGACAACGCACCAACAUUUUACACAUCAACUAAAGAAAUAAGUAUUCCAGAGUAUGCUUUGACAGGAGAUAGAUUUGCUUUACCCAGUGCACACGAUGCAGAUGUAGGGAGUAACUCUGUGAAGAGCUACAAGCUCAGUGCGAAUGAUUAUUUCUCUUUAGAUGUUCAAAGUGGAGGAGAGCAGAGUGUAUUGGCUGAAUUAGUGCUGCAGAAAGCUUUAGAUCGAGAGAAACAGGCUGUUGUCCAGCUCACAUUGACCGCUGUAGACGGCGGAAAGCCUCCUCUGUCAGGAACAAUGGUAAUAAUAAUUACUGUUAAGGAUGCGAAUGAUAAUAAGCCUAUUUUUAGUAAAUCGCUGUACAAAGCCCGUAUUACAGAAAACACACCACCAGGUACCUCGGUUAUUUCAGUACACGCUACUGAUAUAGACGAGGGUCUAAACAGUGAAAUCGUUUACGCGUUUCUUGAUGACGGAAAUGACAAAUUUAUUAAUCUGUUUUCCAUACAUCCGGAAAGCGGAGAAAUUACCGUGAGAGGUAAUAUUGACUAUGAAAAGAGGAGUGCGAUUGAAAUUCGAGUGCAAGCUAAAGAUAAGGGGCUUAAUCCAAGAGAAGCGCAUUGUAAAGUCUUAGUAGAAAUUAUUGAUGUAAAUGAUAAUGUUCCCGAAAUUACUGUUACUUCUUUAGUGAACAAUGUGAAAGAGGAUGCUGCAGUUGAUACGAUGGUUGGAAUGAUAACCGUAGUAGACAACGAUUCCGGUGAAAACGGCCAAGUUAAUUUGAAAAUUCACGAUGAUGCGCCGUUCAAAAUCCAAAGGUCGUAUAAAAAUUAUUAUACAUUGGUGGUGAAAGGCCCCCUUGAUAGGGAGAGCGUCUCUACGUAUAAUGUUACCAUCAUAGCCACCGAUGAGGGAAUCCCACCUCUCUCUAGUACAACUGUUAUUACUUUACAAGUGUCAGAUGUGAAUGACAAUGCACCACGCUUUCCAGAGCCCAUAAUUAAUGUUUAUGUGAAAGAGAACAGUGAGGUAGGAGCUGUUAUAUCUACAAUAUCUGCUUCUGAUCCCGAUGUUGGCAAUAAUGCGAAGAUCGUGUAUUCAGUACUCGAUAGCUCAUCCAGAAAAACUCCAGUAACGACAUUUGUGAACAUAGACUCGGACAGUGGAGACAUACAUAGUCUCCAGUCUUUUAACUAUGAGGAAGUGAAGACGUUUGAGUUUAAAGUUCGGGCCACAGACUCCGGUGUUCCUCCACUGAGCAACAACGUUACUGUAAACGUUUUUAUUUUGGAUGAAAAUGACAACAGCCCCGAGAUUCUUCCUCCGUAUUCUGAGCACGGUUCUGUUAACACUGAGAACAUUCCAUAUUCUGCCGAAGCAGGCUAUUUUGUGGCCAAGAUCAGGGCUGUAGACGCCGACUCAGGUUAUAAUGCACUGCUUUCCUUUCACAUCUCGGAACCCAAAGGAAACAAUCUUUUCCGAAUUGGAACCAGCAGCGGCGAAAUCAGGACUAAGAGGCGAAUGAGUGACAAUGACUUGAAAACUCACCCACUGGUGAUUUUGGUAUGCGAUAAUGGAGAGCCUUCACGGUCAGCCACUGUGUCUAUUGAUGUUGUGGUUGUUGAAAGUACUGGUGACACUCAGAUUCCAUUCAGACAUGUGCCCAUAAAAGAGGACAGGUUUUCUGAUUUGAAUCUGUAUUUGUUGAUCGCCAUUGUGGCAGUGUCUGUGAUAUUUUUGCUGAGCCUCAUUAGUCUGAUAGCUGUAAAAUGCCGCAGGACAGACAACACUUUUAGCAGGUACAGUGCACCUGUAAUCACAACACACCCCGACGGGAGCUGGUCUUACUCCAAAGCUACUCAACAGUAUGACGUGUGCUUUAGCUCGGACACACUGAAGAGUGACGUAGUGGUUUUCCCAGCACCAUUUCCGCCUGCAGAUGCGGAUCUGAUCAGUAUUAAUGGAGGGGAUACUUUUACCCGGACACAAACUCUCCCUAAUAAGGAGAAGGUAAGAGUUAUUAAUCGUUUAUCCAGAUGUACUUAUCGGUUCUUAUGCGUGAUCUGCAGCUGA